AUGAACUCUUUCAACUUUCCGUCGUCGACAGAUUUCCUAUCCCAUCUUCACAGAAUCAGCGGGCCUACCGUCAAGAUCAAAAUCGGGUCCUCACCUCAGGUGCAUGAAGUUUCGGAAGAAAUGCUAUGUGAAAAAUCACCCUACUUCGCCGCAAUGUUCAAAGGCAAAUUCAAGGAGACGACAAAGAAUGCAGUAACGAUUCAGGAAAUCGAGGGCGUUGUCUCGGUCCACAGCUUCAGUAUGCUCAUUGAAUGGAUAUACUUGGGCAGAAUCGAUUAUAAUACAGCAAAAACUGAGGAGCAGAUCUCGGCUCUGAUUGAGUUUGCGAGAUUCGCUGAUAUGUGCAUGGUUUCUGAAGGGCUUUUCGACUUGAUCAGACACAGUCUCUCGCACGUUAUCCGAUGUUCACGAUGCGACGCGGUACAGAAUAUUUCUUACUCGCAGUUGCGCUACGUUACCAAGGAGCAUAUCGGCUCAGCGAUGCGUCUUCCCCUUGGAAAUCCGGUGCGAAAUUUAAUGGUCAAAGCGUGUGUCCGCGACUUCCUCGGGCCAACAAACUUCAAAUUCGAGAAUGAGAUUAGAGAGGUUGACAACUUCGCUGCUGAUCUUCUUUGCACGGUUCAAAACACUCUCAAGGAUGCCACCUAUGGAAAAGGCGCGAUCAAUUUCGAAGAUCCUUUCGACUCUACCCGAGGAGUACUGUUUGCAAAGGAUGGGAGUCGGUACCAUCGAUAG
Molecule: messenger RNA, 735 nt
Organism: Penicillium pulvis
Lineage: Eukaryota; Fungi; Ascomycota; Eurotiomycetes; Eurotiales; Aspergillaceae
Exons: 2
Coding region: 1-735 (244 amino acids)
Molecular function (GO): protein binding
Source: RefSeq, a predicted model, not a curated record